Molecule: messenger RNA, 1365 nt
Organism: Lodderomyces oxycetoniae
Lineage: Eukaryota; Fungi; Ascomycota; Pichiomycetes; Serinales; Debaryomycetaceae
Gene: AVT7
Product: Avt7p
Exons: 1
Coding region: 1-1365 (454 amino acids)
Biological process (GO): amino acid transmembrane transport
Cellular component (GO): fungal-type vacuole membrane
Molecular function (GO): L-amino acid transmembrane transporter activity
Source: RefSeq, a predicted model, not a curated record
AUGCCCUCCCAGAACAAUUUGAGGCAUGGUGCUUCUACAUUAUCAUCAUCCAUUAGUCUUCUCAAAACCAUACUAGGUGCAGGGUUGUUGUCCAUGCCGUUGGCGUAUUCUACAGAUGGAACUAUUUUUGGAACAAUCAUCAUCUUGGUAGCCGCCGUAACAUCAGGUUUUGGGUUAUUCCUACAAUGUUAUGUGUCAAAAUAUACAAGUAUUGGACAUGCUUCCUUUUUUAGUUUAUGUAAUAUAACGUAUCCUCAGUUAUCGGUUGUAUUUGAUGUAGCUAUAGCAAUUCAAUGUUUUGGUUGUGCCGUGUCAUACCUUGUUUUGAUUGGCGAUUUAAUGCCUACUAUUGUGACUAAUGUGCCAUAUAUUAGCCAAGACCAGCUGAAGUUAUUCUGGUUACUUGUUUCAACGAUUUUCACAGUUCCGUUAUCCUUUUUGAAGAAUUUGGACUCUUUGAAAUACACAUCGGUUUUGGGAUUGGGGGCAAUAAUAUAUAUAUCUCUUUUGGUUGUUGGACACUGGUUAAUUGGUGAUAUUCCCAGAUCUGGAAUAAUUGAGUAUUUCCCAUCAAGUGUCACCAAAGUGUUUAGUACUUUUUCAAUCAUAGUAUUUGCAUUUACCGGUCAACAAAACAUGUUUUCGAUUAUUAACGAAGCAAAAGAUAAGUCGUUAAAUAAAUUGGUUAGUUUAGUUAACUUUGCAGUAGCAGUAGCUGCUUUGUUAUUCAUUUUGGUUGGUAUUUCUGGUUAUUUGACCUUUGGCGCAAAUGUCAAUGGCAACGUUAUUUUACUGUACCCAAAUAACUGGACAACCACGUUGGGAAGAUUUAGCAUCGUUUUUAUGGUUGUUUUUUCAUUCCCUUUAAUGUUACACCCGGCAAGAAUAUCAGUAAACAAUAUCUAUUUUGAAGCAAAAAAGAAGAUUGAGAAAGAGAGGGGAAUCAAGAAGGAGGAGGAGGAGGAGGAGGAGGAGGAGGAGGAAGUGGUUGUUGCCAACGAAACCACACAAUUACUCAAUGGUUCUGACAGUACACAAGAAGGGGAUAGAGAGAUUCAAUUGAAAACUCAUGUAGUACCGUUUCCUGAAAUGGCCUUUAUAACCAUCACAAUCGUGCUUUUGAUUAUUGGCUACAUUCUUGCAGCUACAGUUGAGUCAUUUGCCUUUAUUUUGGCAGUUGUUGGAGCUACGGGUUCUACAUCAAUUUCAUUUAUUUUACCAGGCUUGUUUGGCUAUAAAUUAAUUGGUUCGGAGCUGGACGAUCCAAACACUUUAGAGAAGAUCCUAAAAAGUUUAUCAUUGGCAAUGACAAUCUGGGGGGUUUUGGUAAUGAUUGUAUGUUUAUACAGUAGUAUGGCCUUAUAG